AUGCCGCCUCGGUUUGCGAAAAACAACACCACGCCUUUUAAGAAACGGGUCGCCAACUUGUUUCAGAUGUACAAGCGGGAUUUGUUCUUUUCGUGUGUGGCCCUCGUGGCACUUGGGGUUGUCUUCCGCAGGGAAUUGAUGGUCCACGGCGUGAUUGGUGCCCCGAAGCGGACGGAGGUGCUGCCCAAAGUUGAGAGAGAAUUUGGGAAGGGACGGCGUCAGAGAAGCAACGCCAACGACACAUGA
This is a messenger RNA of Trypanosoma cruzi, 246 nucleotides long. RefSeq lists its product as uncharacterized. The transcript has a single exon. The coding region runs from base 1 to 246 and encodes 81 amino acids. The record is from RefSeq and is a predicted model, not a curated record. Lineage: Eukaryota; Euglenozoa; Kinetoplastea; Trypanosomatida; Trypanosomatidae.